Messenger RNA from Rotaria socialis, 999 nucleotides. The record is from the annotation of a GenBank genome assembly. Lineage: Eukaryota; Metazoa; Rotifera; Eurotatoria; Philodinida; Philodinidae.
AUGUCAAUCAAUGAUGAUGCAUUGAUAUGGAUCGAUUUAGAAAUGGAUGGAUUAGAUUUAACAAAAAAUUUUAUCUUAGAAAUUGCUUGCAUUGUAACUGAUUUUAGUUUAACAAAUAUUCAUCAAGGACCUGAUCUUGUUAUUCAUCAUUCAAAAUCAUUGCUUGCUGCAAUGGGACCAUGGUGUAUGGAACAUCAUACAAAAUCAGGUCUUGUUCAACAAGUUUUAAACAGUCAAUUGUCCAUGUUUGAUGCUGAAACAGAAAUAAUGAAUUUUAUUGAGCAAGUAACCUUAUCGUCAACACAUAAAAAACGUCUCAUUCUUGCUGGUAAUUCUGUUUAUGUCGACAGAUAUUUUCUUGAAAAAGAUAUGCCACGUUUAAAUGCUUCACUUGAUCGAUCAAUUCUUGAUUGUAGUACAUUAAAAGAAUUAAUUUAUCGUUUCAAUUAUCAAAUUGCUUGUCAUGCUCCAAUAAAAGGUGGAAAUCUACAUCGUGCACUAGAUGAUAUUCGUAAUAGUAUCAAAGAAUUAAAAUAUUAUCAAAAACAUGCUCUCGAAGAAAAACAACAUAUCAUUCAACAAGUGCAAUAUCCUUUGAAAACAGACGUUCGAGCAUAUCUUGCAUGGAUCGAAAUUAAGACAACAAUCAUACAUUGUAUUCUAACGGAUAGUAAUCUUAAUAUAAUCGAUGAAAUCGUUGAUGGAAAAACAAAUGAUGAUUUAAUGAAUUUUUUUCAUCGAAAUAAAAUUCAUCGAGAACGAACUAUUGUUGUAGCUGGAAUGUAUUUAGGUCCGAUUCGAGCUCAUCUCAAACAAUUAGCACCUCAAUUUAAUGAAUUUUGUCAUUACCGAUCGAUUGAUGUUGAUGUUAUUUCAGUAAUAUGUGAAAAAUGGUUUCCAAAUAUUUAUAUACAACGACCUUUGAUCAAUGAUGAUGAAGAAGAAUUAAAAUAUUCGAUUGAACUUCUUCGUUUUUAUCGUUCUAGUAUAUUUAAAUAG